AUGUUCGCAGAUUACAGCGACAUGCUCCAAAGUGUUUCGCAACGAAAGCUCGGGUCCCAAAUUCUCAGUGCACAGUCGGCAUCGGCAUUCUUGGAAUGGCAAAAUAUUGAGAUACAGCGCGGCCUCGCUUCCUUGAUCAAGGACCAUGGCCGACGAAGUGCCUGGACUGCGGCUUUGUCCCUGCUGUCUCAAGCCGCAAAUCAUGACGUCUCCCUUGCAACUGUUUCCGCUACUCUGGCCGCGCUCAGCAAGGCAACUCAGUGGAUGCGGACGCUCCAGCUUUUCCAGGAAAUGCCAUCCCUCAAGGUUGUCCAAGACACUGUGGCGCACAACACCGCUGCUGCGGCUUGCCUCAAAGCCGGGCACUGGACCAAAGCUUUGUCCGUGCUGCACAAGGCCUUCCACGGCAACUUCCAUCCAACC
Messenger RNA from Symbiodinium natans, 423 nucleotides. NCBI's taxonomy places the organism in Eukaryota, Dinophyceae, Suessiales, Symbiodiniaceae. The record is from the annotation of a GenBank genome assembly.